Myotis daubentonii (Daubenton's bat) is the source of this 907-nucleotide messenger RNA. RefSeq names its product receptor accessory protein 6 (gene REEP6). Lineage: Eukaryota; Metazoa; Chordata; Mammalia; Chiroptera; Vespertilionidae. The record is from RefSeq and is a predicted model, not a curated record.
GCAAAGACCAGCCCGGGAGCAGAGCGGUGCGACUCUCUUCUGAAGAAGGCGGCUCGUGCCCGGCGGGACCGGUGCGUAGCUCCGAGAUCGAGCUCCGGCUGCCAACCCCGGUCCCGCCGUUGCCAUGGACGGCUUGCGCCAGCGCUUCGAGCGUCUUCUGGAACAGAGGAACUUGGCCACCGAGGCACUAAGGGCGCUCGAAGCCAAGACCGGUGUCGACAAGCGGUACUUGGCAGCGGGAGCCACCACUCUGCUAAGCCUGUAUCUUCUGUUCGGUUACGGGGCACCUCUACUUUGCAAUCUCAUCGGGUUUGUGUACCCCGCAUAUGCUUCGAUAAAAGCUAUCGAGAGUCCAAGCAAAGAAGACGACACUGUGUGGCUCACCUACUGGGUGGUGUACGGCCUAUUCGGGCUUGCCGAGUUCUUCAGCGAUCUACUCCUGUCCUGGUUCCCUUUCUACUACGUGGGAAAGUGCGCCUUCCUGUUGUUCUGCAUGAUUCCCGGGCCAUGGAAUGGGGCUCACAUGCUGUACCGUCGAGUCAUACGCCCGCUCUUUCUAAAGCAUCACGAGGCCGUGGACAACAUCAUGAGAGACCUCAGCGGGCGAGCACUGGACGUGGCAGCAGGAGUAACCCGGGACGUCCUUCAGACCCUGGCCCGAAGCCGGGCUCUCAUCACCCCAACGGCUAUGGCGGUGGGCCCCCCGCUGCUACUGGAGCCAACCAUAGCCAAAGUAACCGUGGCUCAGCUCCAGAAGGACAAGUGAAGUCCCUACCCAGUCCCCGUGCAGAGAAGCUGGCCGGCCAGCUAAAAGGCACCAGGUCCUCCACGGAUUCCUCAACUGAUUCCUCAGAACAGACCCCCUCUGUUCCCUCAGCCCCAAUCAAGCCAGCCUCUGGGAAUGCCU